AUGGCAUGCCAGGCAUUUAGCGCUGAUUCUUUCAACACACUUGCAGGAGAUUCCCCCUUGCCAAUCCUCAUGCACCACGCCUCCACCGGCGACUGCCUGCCAGUCAAUUCUCAUGCUCACAGCAUGGUUUCUGCAGUAUCCUCCGGGCUGUCCCUGGGCCAGCACUCUAAGCGCUCCCACAUGCACCUGUCCACGUCCUCCCUCAGCAACGCUCUUGGGAACGCCCCCCCUGGACUACAUUACCCAGUCACCCCCUGUCACUACAGCAACCAGCAGGCCACCUAUGGCAUGAUGGCAGCUCAGGAGAUGCUCUCUGCCAGUAUUUCUCAGACUCGUAUCCUGCAGACAUGUGGUGUCCCUCACCCCAACAUGGUGGGCAGUGCGAACCCAUUGCAAGGGUCUCUUACUCCUUGCUUGUACAAGUUUCCAGAUCAUGGUCUAAGUAGCGGUUCCUGUGCAUUAAGCCAUAGUUUCUCCACAUUGCCCCCGGCCCUCCUCACCACUGAUGAGGCCCCUGGGGUCCCAAGUAUUGCCGACAUAAAAACUGACGGCCAUAGAAAAAACAUGCGGGACCUAGAAGAUGUCCCUCCCAUGGACUCCCCGCAGAUACGAGAGCUGGAGAUGUUUGCCAAUGACUUCAAAAUACGCAGGAUCAAACUUGGCUACACGCAGACUAAUGUAGGAGAGGCUCUCGCUGCAGUGCAUGGCUCAGAGUUCAGCCAGACUACAAUCUGCCGCUUUGAGAAUCUGCAGCUGAGCUUCAAGAAUGCCUGCAAACUCAAAGCCAUUCUGGCUAAAUGGCUUGAUGAAGCAGAGCUGGCCGGCGCCUUGUACAACGAUAAAUUAGGAAUGAACGAGCGGAAGAGGAAAAGGAGAACCACUAUCAGUCUGGGAGCUAAGGAGGCCCUGGAACGCAGCUUUGUGGAAAAAAGUAAGCCGUCCUCCCAGGAAAUAGCCCGGAUAGCUAAAGGCCUCCAUCUGGAGAAGGAGGUGGUGAGAGUCUGGUUCUGCAACAGACGACAAAGAGAAAAACGGGUCAAAACCACCCUGAACCUCAGCUCCUGUUUGACCAAACUGAGCCCACACUGCAUCACACAAAUGAGCAAAGUACAAAGACCAAUGACAUAG
This is a messenger RNA of Eleginops maclovinus (Patagonian blennie), 1128 nucleotides long. It is a transcript of the gene pou1f1, whose product is annotated as POU class 1 homeobox 1. Gene Ontology annotation, molecular function: DNA-binding transcription factor activity, RNA polymerase II-specific; RNA polymerase II cis-regulatory region sequence-specific DNA binding. Gene Ontology annotation, biological process: regulation of transcription by RNA polymerase II. The transcript is spliced from 7 exons. Lineage: Eukaryota; Metazoa; Chordata; Actinopteri; Perciformes; Eleginopidae. The record is from RefSeq and is a predicted model, not a curated record. The coding region runs from base 1 to 1128 and encodes 375 amino acids.